AGAAAAGUGAUGUAAACUUAGUGUUUAUUGAAGACAUUGAUUGAUAUAUUGAUUGAUAUAUUGAUUGAUAUAUUAAUAAUUAUAAACAAAAUGCCGUUAUAUGAAGGCAUUGGUAUCGGUAGUGAUAAACACAGUGUUGUCAUUGAAUUGGGACAGUCUUUCACUAAAUGUGGUUUUGUCGGUGAAUACUCUCCGCGAGCUAUCAUUAGAUCUCAAGUCUUUGAUACCAAACUUAACAAAAUGGUUAAUAUAUAUUCAAUAACUGACGACAAAGAGCUAUAUUCGGCAUUAAAAGAGUUUAUCCGUGUCUUAUACUUCCGAUAUCUUGCGGUUAAUCCAAAAGACAGACGUCUGGUGAUAGUAGAGUCAAUGUUUACGUCGUCUCGUUUUCGCAACCAAUUGCUUAAAGUGUUAUAUCUUUAUUAUGACAUUCAGGCUUUACUUAUAGUACCCCAACAUUUGGUAGCGUUGGCGACAUUAGGUCUGUCGACUGCAUUGAUAUUAGAUGUCGGUUAUAAAGAAGCCAUUGCUGUGCCUAUCAUUGAAGGCGUCACUGUUGUCGAUGGUCUUCAAUUUGCACCACUGGGAGGAAAGUCAAUUCAUUACAGAAUUAUGGACGAACURAUUCAAAGACGUGCAACCAUUGAUCAUAAUAAUGAACAAAUAGUUAUAGCGGAACCAUUAAAUGAAGAUGUUUUGGAAGAUAUUAAAAUCAGAACAUGUUUUGUGGCACCAUUUGAAAGAGGUGUCAGACUUUCGCAACAAAAGCUAGACUUUGAAGAAGGUAUGAGUAUAUCUGCUCCACCCAGUAAUGUGUUGUAUCCUAUUGAUGGUCAAAAGGUACUAAAUAUUCCCGGAUCUCUUCGGGAAUCAGUUUGUGAAGUGCUYUUUGAGAUGUAUGGCGACGAACACACGAUUCCUACUUUAAUAAUAGACGCUAUACUAAAGUGUUCACUUGAUUCGCGGCGACAUUUGGCCUCAAAUAUAAUAAUAAUUGGCGGGACUUCAAUGUUACCCGGCUUUCGGCACCGUUUGCUUAAUGAACUAAAAGCUUUGGCCAAAAGUAACAGAUAUGAAAGUAAAUUACAUUUUCAUGACUUCAAGUUCCACACAAAUCCUUGUCCUGCAAACUAUAGCUCAUGGCUCGGGGCCGCCAUAUUUGCCUCUUCUGACAUCGUGUCCACUCGUUCUGUGACUUUGGAACAGUAUAUUAAAAAUAAUCAAAAAAUAAAUGAUUGGAGUGAUUGGGUGCCAGAAAAAAAUCGAUAAAACAUUUUUUUUUAAUUUUUAAUAAAUACUGUACUAAUAGGUGUUUAUGUUAAUUAAAAAAAAAAUAAUCAAUAGUACUGUAUAUUUUGACACAUUGAAGUAUUGUUUACCGAUAUCUAUACAAUUCCGUAUGUAAGCACAUAUAGCCACACCUCAAAAAUUUAAAAAUCAACAUUUGGUACGGAACUGUAACUCACAUAUACCCCCCACUGGGGCAAUAUGUGAAGUGUUGGGGGUAAGAAACGAUUAGGUAUUGUAAUUAGAAACCAUUAAAAGGCCAGUUAAUAGCAAUUAUUAUAAAGAUAGUUAAAAUUAAAUAAAUGCUAAUACAGUAAUAAUAUAAAUAAUAAUUAACACAGUAAUCAGCUUCCGAUCGGUCAUUAAAUUGAAAAUUACCAAUUUGUAGGCCAUUAUUURGCAUUAAAUAAACCGGUCAAUAGAUUGCAUUUUUUAAGUGGAGUUAAUUACAGAUAAUCAAAAUACUAUAAUACUUUUGUACAAUAAUUUCAAUAAUGGGCUAAUUUGAUAGUUCAUUAAACUAAUCAUUUGCUAUGGGAAUGAUUUUCACGUAUUGCCCUAUAGUUUCACAUAUAGUCCUUGAGGUUAUUUGCGAUUACA
Messenger RNA from Oppia nitens, 1887 nucleotides. RefSeq names its product actin-related protein 10-like (gene Arp10). The record is from RefSeq and is a predicted model, not a curated record. The coding region runs from base 91 to 1269 and encodes 392 amino acids. Gene Ontology annotation, biological process: retrograde axonal transport of mitochondrion. The transcript has 4 exons. NCBI's taxonomy places the organism in Eukaryota, Metazoa, Arthropoda, Arachnida, Sarcoptiformes, Oppiidae.